This is a messenger RNA of Gryllus bimaculatus (two-spotted cricket), 2132 nucleotides long. NCBI's taxonomy places the organism in Eukaryota, Metazoa, Arthropoda, Insecta, Orthoptera, Gryllidae. The record is from the annotation of a GenBank genome assembly.
AUGUUAGUAAUCACAAAAAUGAUAAGGAGAAGUCCUACCCGAAUUGAAGUAAAAUUGGAUGAUCUGCAAGAGUAUGAAAACAUGAGGCGAGAGCAAGAAGCAAGAAAAGAGCAACAGCAAAACAAUAGUGUUUUGGGUGAAGCAUGGGCUCCAGGAGCCUCCAAGUUGCCGCAGGCUGUUGUUCAUGAUCGGAUUGGUUAUGCACCUCAACCGCGGUUAAAAUAGUUUUUCAUUGGUUUUUCUGUUUCAGUUUUUAAAUGCAAUAUUUUUAAUACAUUUUGGCAAGAAAUGUUUGCUAUAUUAUAAAAUGAAUGUCAUAUCAACUGUGUUGUGAGAAUAAUUUCUAUAGAAAAUGUAACUUGCUUACACAUAAUUUUCAUGUUCUGCAUUGCACUUUAAGGAAAGACUUCAUGUACUGAUAUGUUUCUUAAAUCAGAUUAACUAAGAUACGAAGUUAAUAUAGUAUUCUUAAAGAUUUUUGAAAACAAAUUUUGGAUCAUCUGGUUUUGUCUUUAAUUCAGAUACGAUUAAUCAAUAUCAAUGGUUUUUUGUCCUUGCUUGUGUUAUCCAUGGUUGAUCAGACAGCUCACAGUAUCUUUGGAACACUGUCUUAAUGUAUUGGGAUAAACACUACAGGUGGAAUUUUAUUACCUUUCAUGAAAAGACCUCUGUGUACUGCAUACAAAAAUACUAUACCCCACGUACUUAUUAUUCAGUUGUGUUAUGUUCUUAUCAUGUUGGGCCUAUUCAAAAUUUACAUUAAUAAAGAUUUUGUGAGUGUACUGACCUUGUAGCAAAAUAAAUUUCCCUCCUCAAGAAAAGUAAAGAAAAGUUAUAAAGUGUGAGUGCGUCUUAAUUCUUUAAAUUAUUUUUGAUUGAUCUGUAUUAAAUGACUACUAUUAAUCAAAGCUGCUCAAAAGGGGGAAGGAUAAUGUAAGUGACAGUGGUCUUUGCUUAAAGUUCACAACCCUGUACAUGGAUGAUGUGUAUUGAUUUUUUUAAAUGUGAUUGACAUUAUUAUGGUGUCCGACUGUCGAUGAAUUUGUGAGAAAGUGGAUUAUUUUGAGAAACAUGGUUGCAACUAUUGGCAAGGAAGGUGUUCAGUUCCUUCAGCACAUUGUACUGUGUAUUUGUAUGUAUAAAUAAACAUGAAUAAUUUUGGAAAAAGUGGCAGCAUCACUGACUUCAAUUUUUUAAAAUAUAUCUGAGCUUGAGGUAAGGAGAAAAUUUACAAAUUGAUGGUAUACCAACAUUGUUUAUACCACAAAAUAUUUUUUUGAGUUUUAACAUUUUGCCUUGUAACAAAUAAGGUAAACAUUUAUCUAAAGGGAUCAAAUAUCCUUAAUCAAAUUUGUUGUAUAGUAUGAGAUGCACAAAAAAAGUUAUGUGUUUAUUGACUCAUUUAAUCUAGUUUGUAGAAGACUACAAUUGGUCUCAUAACCACACUCGAGUAAAGGAUGUUUGUAAACAAAGGGUGCAAUGCUCUUGAAGUGUAGGGUCAGUCAUGUUUUUUCCCCAUCCUCGAUUGUAAAGAAUUCAAAGAACGACAUUUGUUACAAACUUUGUACCUAUCUAAAUGCUUAAGUUGAACCUUGCAAUGUUUAAAACAAACUCUAAAAAUCACAAUAUGAAAAGGCAUAAUUUGCAUUGGCAGUUUUUCAAUGAAAGAAGAAAAAACUACCUCACAAUUGUUUUGUUUGUAACAAAAUGAAUUAUCUUCUUAAAUUGCAAGUAUUCAAAAGCAGAAUUGUUGGAAAAAUUUAUUUGCAGAAGACCACUGCAAUAAGCCGUGCAUGUUAACACAUGUGUUGAAUCAACAUUUCUCUCUGAUGGGCAUAGCUACUUCUGCAAUCAUAAAAUUGGCUUAAUAAUUUUAUUGCAUACUCUGUGGCAAUACUGUUUUAAAGCUAUAUAUGAAUGAAGGAAUGUAGUUAAUUUGUUUCAUUUAAUGCAUAGUACAGUGGCAAGAGAAUGUUUUUUUUAAAAAAAAUGUAAUUUAUGUAUGUAUUCUAAGACAAAUUUGUAUGUGAUAGUUGCAAGGUGUAAAACAAACAGAUGAAUACAAAAACCAUGAAGAUAAAUAAUAUAUUAACAGAAAUAAUUUGCUUAAGAAAACAUUAUCAUUGUGUUCA